Melozone crissalis (California towhee) is the source of this 2681-nucleotide messenger RNA. Its product is annotated as zinc finger protein 420-like. The transcript is spliced from 8 exons. The coding region runs from base 258 to 2681 and encodes 807 amino acids. Gene Ontology annotation, molecular function: protein binding. Gene Ontology annotation, biological process: negative regulation of transcription by RNA polymerase II; regulation of cytokine production; regulation of immune system process. The record is from RefSeq and is a predicted model, not a curated record. Lineage: Eukaryota; Metazoa; Chordata; Aves; Passeriformes; Passerellidae.
CGGCGGCGCUGAGGCGCUGAGGCCGUGGCCGCCAUGGCGCUUUCGGGCGGGAGCCGGCGGAGGCAGCGGCGGCGGGCGCUUCACAUCUACGGAUAAAAACCUUGUGGCUGCAUUCAAAAUCUAGAAAAUGAUCCCGGCUGUGCCAGCGGUAAAAGGAGCGGCACGGCACGGCGGCAUUCCCGAAGGAUGGUGAGCGCCGGUGCUGGGCCAGCCUUGAAUUCCUCGGAGGAGGAGCCUUUGCAGGGGUGUCCCGAAGGAUGGAGAAGAAGAAAAUCCUGAUGAAGUCCAAGGUUGCUGCUCCCAACCUCCUGAGGGCUCUGCAUUCCCUGUACCGGCUUGGGCACCUGUGCGACGUGACGGUCCUCACCCAGCACCUGGGAAUUCAGGAGGAAUUCCUGGCUCACAAAGCCGUCCUGGCAGCUUCCAGCAACUACUUCAAGGGGCUUUUCCUGCACCAGGAGAUGCUGGACACUCAGAAGUGCACGGUGACUCUGCAGGACAUCUACACCGAGGAGUUCACCUCCUUCCUGGAGUUUGUGUACACAGCAGAGGUGGAGAUCGAGGCGGGAAAACUCCAGAGGAUGAAGGAAAUAGCAGAAAGGCUGGAAUGCAAGGAUUUGCUUGAUAUUUGUGAGGAAGUGAAGGCAGAGGGCAGGAAGGGCUUGGAUUUGAGCCAGCACCUGAAAGGGCAGAGGGGUGAAAACAGGGGAUCGCAGUGGCCUUGUAUCCAGCAAGAGGAGAACCCCAGGAACUCUUCCCAGGUUGUGGCAAUUCCCAUGCAGAGGAAACUUUGGGAUAGGCAGAAACACAAGGAGCUGCUGCCGGGCUAUGAGCUCAUUGGAGGCCAAGCAGGAGACCUGGAGCAGGAGGCCACAGCUUUUCCAGCCCCAAAAUCCAGGCCGGCAAAGCAGCCCAAGUGCAACAAGCCACAUUCCCCAGCCAGGCUGGGUGUGGAUAUCACCACCCUGGAAAACAAGGAUGGCCAUUCCCUCCACAGGGGGCAGGAGGGGAAGCAGGAAUCCCAGGAGUGUCCCUACUGUGACAAGGCCAUCAGCUCCAAGUGCGGCCUGGCCGUGCACAUCCGGACACACACUGGGGACCGGCCCUUCCGCUGCCAGCGCUGCCCCGCCAGCUUCACCCACAGGGCUGCCUACACCUCCCACCUCAGGAAAACCCAUGAGUCUGGGCAAGAGAGGAAACUCCUGCCUGUCUACUGGAUGGUGGUUCCACCCACACAUGGCCCAAACCCCACGAGCUGUGACAAAGAUCCCGAUGGAGAGACUUGGGAUGGGACACCAGAAACCUCAGGGUGUGAGGAAGAUGCCGGGAAUUCAUCAAUUGCUGAAGCAGAAAGGAGCAAGCAAGAGGAAUCCCAGGAAGCUGAAGGAGGGCAUGAAGAUGAAGGUGGAAUGAGUGUGAAGGGCGAGGAGCAGGGAGACUAUAACACAGGAUACUCGGAAGCUGAAAGAAGCAGGCACAACGAGGAAUGUUCUGAGGAGGAGGAUGAGGAUGAAGCCUCAACAGAGAAGGACAGCAAAGAACCCGAACAGGGAUUUAAACUAAAGAAGGCCACUAAAAGCGUGGCCAACAAGAAAUCCAUCUACGUGAUCCAGUGCGACAAGUGCCAGGAGCGGUUUGUCUCGCGGAAGAAAUACGUGGAUCACUGCCGGGAGGUGCACCAGAGCCUGCCUGGCAAGGUGUACCGCUGCGAGGUGUGCAGCAAGGCCUUCGCCAGCUACACCAGCUGGAAGGAGCACCGCGCCUGCGUGCACAGCGACGAGAGGAGGUUCUCCUGCAGCCUCUGCCAGGCCACCUUCAAGAGGAAGCGGGAUGUGAGGACUCACUCCAUGCGGAAGCACGAGGGCAGGGCCAAGCGGCCGCUGUGCUCCGUGUGCGGCAAGAUCCUGAGCUCCCGCACGGCGCUGGUGUUCCACAUGCGGACACACACCGGAGAGAAGCCCUACGAGUGCGGCGUGUGUCACUCCCGGUUUGCUCAGCCCUCCCAGCUCAAGAUCCAUACCAGAUCCCACACUGGGGAGAAGCCCUACAUUUGUGAGGACUGCGGCGCUUCCUUUGCCGACAAAGGAAAACUCACUGGCCACAAAAGGACACACACAGGAGAGCGGCUCUUCAGGUGUGACGUGUGCGGGAAGCACUUUGCCACCAACGAGUACCUCAAGUGCCACAAGCGCUGUCACCUGGGAGCCAAACCCUACAGGUGUGAGGUCUGUGGGAAAGCCUUCGGACUCAGAGCCUCCCUGGCCCAGCACAGCAACGUCCAUGCAGAGACCCGUCCCUAUUUCUGCGAGCAGUGUGGCAAGGCCUUCACGCAGCAGGGAGCUCUGCGGCGCCACCAGCGCAUCCACACCGGCGAGAAGCCCUACAAGUGCCGCGCCUGCGACAGGCCCUUCACCGACAUGUCCACCCUGCGCCGGCACGUGGCGAUCCAUGACCGGAAUGCUCACUGGAGAAGCUUCUUGAUUGACCUCACACAAAAAAAAGACCACAAUUGGUCCAAAAUAGAGACUUUAGUGGAAGCACAUCCAGGAGGAGAUCCUGUGCCCGAAAUUUGGACGGUUGACCACGGGAAACUUUAUAAACCAGGAAGUGCUAAAGCAGCAGCAGCAGCACACGUGACACCUGGGCUUGGGGACACUGACCCCUCCCUUUUGUACUUAUAA